UUCCACCCCCCAUUUUGGAUUGCUCCCGCUCACCCCACAAGUGGUACAGCUGCCGUACCCAUGUUCACAACCUCACAGAGCCAAACAUAAUAUUGAUAUCUCCCUUAAUUUCCGGCCGCCCAUUUCUUUGUUAUUCUAAUUGCAUGGCUGAUAUCAAAAGUCUUCAACGUUGUUGUCGGUCUUCUUUUCUUGGUUGUGUGUGUGUGGGUAAUGGUUUUACCAGCGAAAAAGUGGUAGGUUUUAACAGUGGAAAACUCAAGAGGUUCUCUCAUUCACAUAUAGUGGAGCAAUGGGUCCAUCUCUUUGGUCACGUAUUUUGCAGGUUGGAUAUGAAGAUGAAGUCAUAGAUUUUACAGAGAAAUUACGGUGGACCGCCCUGCCAAUGGGUCUACAGCUGCCCUCAACAUAAUAUUUGUUAAAUUUACUUUUGAUUACCCAUUUGACUUGAAUUCUAUUUUUUUAGUGUCAACCCGUUUGUUUUGUUUAAGGAUAUUUUAUUAUUAGGACAGCCAAUUAUGGCAGUUACAUUAGGGGCCUGCGUUACUGCACUCUUGAGUCUAGAUUUGUAGUGGGGAAUACCCACUUGGGUUUUCUUAAUUCUUAAAUGUAAUAAGCUUUUGGGUUCGUUAAGUUGUGGGCAAUUAUUGUACUUGCUUGUAUUUGAAUAUGUAAUUGUGUUUUUUCCCCUCCCCUAAAAUGGGGUUUCUUAGAUUAUAUCUUGCUUUUCACUCUUCUGUCAUUGGCUUUGGCCAUUCUGCCCACCAACUUGCCAAAAAAAAUAAAUUAAUAAAUUGCUGUAGGAUAAAGGGAUUUCAGGGCUAUAUAUAUAUCUGUUUUCAUGAAAAUGACGUUUUAGCUUUUUUGGAAUUUUUGAGUUGUUAUUGAAUAUUCAACAAUAUCAUGCUUUUUUAUGUUAUGUAUUUGAAAAUUGCAACAUGGGGGAAGGACCAUGGAGUAUUCUUUUUCGCAAGUUGAGGAUGAAGAUGUCUGAUAGAUAUGUCCACACUUUAUCCGUCCUUUCUAUGUGGUCCUUAAUAUGAAUCUUCCUUUUAUUUGGCAUCAAAUAAGCCUACCCUUUAGACCUUCUCAUCUUGUUGUGUCUGAGAAACCUAUAUUUAAAUAUUACUUUCCUUGAACUGCGACAAUUGCAUGCCAGUGGCUGCUUCAAUAUUCAAGAACCUCUGCCUUGAAAGUAUAGUAUAUAAGUGUUGCUGGCCUCCAGUGCUAAUUCCUGAGCUUGAAACAAUGAGAGCCAAGCGAGGGAAGCGCCCUGAGCCCUUUUGGCCUUCCAUUGUGGUGAAGAAAUGGUUAAAUAUCAAGCCUCAAGUGUAUGAUUUCAGUGAAGAUGAGGCUGACACUGAAGCUGAGAGUGAAGAUGAUGCUUGCUCUGUUAAAGAUGCCAGAAUUCACGCGGAUGAGGAUCAUGCCCAUAGGACACAGGGGAACCAAUCCAUAUGCCCCACUCAAACUUCAGAUACACCUUCCAAUGGCUAUCGGUUAAGACACAGGAGAGGAAAAUCAGAAACUUUGCGUGCGCAGUACAUAAAUACAAAGGAUAUGAGGGUGACAAUUGGUACUUGGAAUGUUGCUGGAAGAGUUCCAGAUGAAAAUCUUGAGAUUGAUGACUGGCUUUGUACAGAAGAGCCAGCCGAUAUUUACAUUCUUGGUUUCCAGGAGGUAGUCCCUUUGAAUGCUGGGAAUGUACUGGGAGCAGAGGAUAACAGGCCCAUUCCAAAAUGGGAGGCAAUCAUACGAAAAACUCUCAAUAAAUCUUUGGAACCUGAAAGCAAAUACAAGAGCUAUAGUGCCCCACCCUCCCCAGUGUUAAGAACUUCUUCUGUUGCUGAUGAACUUGCAGCUGAGGUUGACGCUCAUCCAUUAGACAUGAUGAACGAGCAAUAUGUCAGCUCAGCACAACGUUAUGACAUGGAACAAGAGGCAUUAGAUAGAGUAAUGGAUAUUGGAAUGAAUUUACAAUUGAAGAGAAUAUAUGGUAUUGAUUGCGACCGCAGAUUAGACUGGCCUGAGCACUCGUUAGAUGCUACGCCUCAAGUGAUCUCCUCCAAUUCAAAAUUGCGGAGAGUAUUUAGCAGUUCUGGAAGAAUUGGCUUCAACUUGACAGAGAAUUCUCUACUAUUAAGUCCAAAAUGUUUUGCAUUAGAUGAUGUUAGAUUGAAACGUUCGCACCAUAGCUCUGGUAAUCUAGGCUUGAUGCCGAUGGAACAGCAAGAGAAACCUGAAGUUCUUGAUUCUAUCUCUGAUGCAUCCAGCACAUUUUCUGAUGAGGAAGAUGACAACUUCUGUGAUUUACCACAGGAGCAGCAUAAUUAUGAAGUAAUGAAAAAUAGUGGGAAGUCACGUCCUACAUAUGUGCGAAUUGUCAGCAAGCAGAUGGUAGGAAUUUACGUAUCGAUUUGGGUGCGUAAGAGGUUGAGAAGACAUAUCAACAACUUGAAAGUUUCUCUUGUUGGAGUUGGCCUAAUGGGCUACAUGGGAAACAAGGGCUCUGUUUCUGUUAGCAUGUCUUUGUUUCAAUCACGGAUGUGCUUUGUAUGUUCUCAUCUGACCUCUGGUCAGAAGGAUGGGGCUGAUCAGAGGCGUAAUUCUGAUGUUUUUGAAAUUAUACGACGAACCCGUUUCUCAUCUAUCUUCGAUGCAGAUCAACCACAGACAAUUCCUUCUCAUGAUCAGAUAUUCUGGUUUGGAGAUUUGAAUUAUCGUAUCAAUAUGUUGGAUACGGAAGUGAGGAAACUGGUUGCUCUGAGAAGAUGGGAUGAACUUCUCAACAAUGAUCAGUUAAACAAAGAACUCCGGAGUGGGCAUGUGUUUGAUGGAUGGAAAGAAGGGGUUAUAGACUUUCCACCCACUUACAAGUAUGAAUUCAACUCUGAUAGUUAUGUUGGUGAAAACCCAAAAGAAGGGGAGAAGAAGAGAUCUCCAGCCUGGUGUGAUCGUAUACUGUGGUUAGGAAAAGGUAUAAAACAACUUUCCUACGAGCGGGCAGAACUAAAGCUCUCGGAUCAUCGACCUGUUAGCUCAAAUUUUUUGGUUGAAGUUGAAGUCCUAGACCAUCGAAAGCUGCAAAGGGCUAUCAAUUUCACUAGUGUGGCUGUGCAUCCUGAAAUUUUCCUUGAUGAAGAGUUAGAAUCUCAGUGAAUACCAGGGGGGAUUGCAAAUCAUUUUGGCAAGGUUGCAAGAUUGGUAUCUUGUUUGAUAAUGGGAAUUCAAGAUGCCACCCACCAAGAUCAUCACUGUCUGAGUAGCUUACAAGAAGUGAUAGUGCUGUUAAGUAUUAAUGCAGCUGGGAUCACAAGUAAACCCUGAGUUAGGUUAUACAAGCCAAUAAUAAGUUAACGGGAAUAACGGGUGAAUGUAUAUAGUUAAAGCUAAUCCAUUUGUGUUCUGUUUUAGAUUACAAUGUGUUGUGGGUGUGUAUAUAUGGGUUUGUUUUUUUGA
Corylus avellana is the source of this 3456-nucleotide messenger RNA. It is a transcript of the gene IP5PII, whose product is annotated as myo-inositol polyphosphate 5-phosphatase 2. Gene Ontology annotation, molecular function: phosphatidylinositol-4,5-bisphosphate 5-phosphatase activity; inositol-polyphosphate 5-phosphatase activity; phosphatidylinositol-3,4,5-trisphosphate 5-phosphatase activity. The record is from RefSeq and is a predicted model, not a curated record. NCBI's taxonomy places the organism in Eukaryota, Viridiplantae, Streptophyta, Magnoliopsida, Fagales, Betulaceae. Gene Ontology annotation, biological process: phosphatidylinositol dephosphorylation.